Pyrus x bretschneideri (Chinese white pear) is the source of this 1449-nucleotide messenger RNA. Its product is annotated as amino acid permease 3-like. The record is from RefSeq and is a predicted model, not a curated record. Bases 1 to 1449 code for a protein of 482 amino acids. Gene Ontology annotation, cellular component: plasma membrane. Lineage: Eukaryota; Viridiplantae; Streptophyta; Magnoliopsida; Rosales; Rosaceae. The transcript is spliced from 5 exons.
AUGGGUGAUAACCAGAUUAAUCCCCGCCAAGGCUUUGAACUCUCAGUCCCUAUGCCUCCAGAAGCAGGCUCCAAGUGCUAUGACAACGACGGCCGUCUCAAAAGAACUGGAACUGUUUGGACUGCAAGUGCUCGUAUUAUUACUGCUGUAAUUGGGUCCGGAGUUUUGUCCUUGGCUUGGGCAACAGCUCAGCUUGGAUGGGUGGCUGGUCCUGCUGUGAUGCUCAUGUUCUCCUUUGUCACUUACUACACUUCAACUCUUCUCUCUGCCUGCUAUCGUUCCGGCGAUCCUGUCACCGGAAAGAGAAACUAUACUUACACCGAUGCCGUCCGAUCCAACCUUGGUGGGUUCAAGGUGAAAGUUUGUGGGCUUGUUCAGUACUUGAAUCUCUUAUUUGGAGUUGCCAUUAGCUACACUAUAGCGUCAUCCAAAAGCAUGGUAGCAAUUAAGAGGUCUAAUUGCUUCUACAAGAAUGGUGACAAAGCACCUUGCCAUGUAAACAGCAAUCCAUACACGAUCGCUUUUGGCGUAGCAGAAAUCAUAUUCUCUCAAAUUCCAGACUUUGAUCAGUUGUGGUGGCUCUCCAUUGUUGCUGCAGUCAUGUCCUUCACUUAUUCCUCAAUCGGACUUGGGCUCGGAAUCGCCACAAUCGUAGAAACUGGAACUAUCAGAGGAAGUAUGACUGGAAUAGACACUGAAACAGUGACUGAAACGGAAAAAAUAUGGAGGAGAUUCCAAGCAGUUGGUGACAUAGCCUCUGCCUACUCAUACUCUCUUGUCCUCAUUGAAAUUCAGGACACAUUAAAAUCCCCUCCAUCUGAAGCCAAGAUAAUGAAGAAGGCAACUCUAGUCAGUGUGUCUACCACAACCCUAUUCUACAUGUUGUGUGGUUGCAUGGGCUACGCUGCUUUCGGAGACUCAUCCCCCAGAAACCUCCUCACUGGUUUUGGCUUCUUCAACCCCUACUGGCUCAUCGACAUAGCCAACGCCGCCAUUGUCAUCCACCUUAUUGGCGCUUACCAAGUCUCUGUGCAGCCCCUCUAUGCAUUUGUUGAGAAAACAGCAAAAGAAAAGUACCCACAUAGCCAGUUCAUCACCAAAGACAUCAAAUUCCGAAUCCCUGUUUUCGGUUCUUACAAUCUCAACCUCUUCAGAUUGGUUUGGAGGACAUCUUUUGUGAUUGUCACCACUGUGAUCUCCAUGAUCCUGCCAUUUUUCAAUGAUGUCGUUGGACUUCUAGGGGCUUUGGGAUUUUGGCCGCUCACAGUUUACUUCCCUGUGGAGAUGUACAUUGCUCAAAAGAGGAUACCAAAGUGGAGCACAAGAUGGCUUUGCCUCCAAAUCUUGAAUGCUGCUUGCUUUAUAAUCACCAUAGCAGUUGUUGCUGGAUCAAUUGCUGCCGUGAUUAGUGAUCUUAAGAUCUACAAGCCAUUCAAGACCAGCUACUGA